GGUGUGGAGCGCGGGGAGUCUCCUCCAUCCCCAUCUCCAUCCCCGGCGGGGGCCAGCGCCGAGCAUCGGGGCUCCUCACGGGCCCGGAGGCUCGUCAAGGCUGCGUGAUGGCGGACAAGGCGCUGGAGGCCGUGGGCUGUGGACUCGGGCCGGGGGCUGUGGCCAUGGCCGUGGCGCUGGAGGACGGGGCGGAGCCCCCGGUGCUGACCACGCACCUGAAGAAGGUGGAGAACCACAUCACAGAAGCGCAGCGCUUCUCUCACCUGCCCAAGCGGUCCGCUGUGGACAUCGAGUUCGUGGAGCUGUCCUAUUCCGUGCGGGAGGGGCCCUGCUGGCGCAAACGGGGUUAUAAGACCCUUCUCAAGUGCCUGUCGGGUAAAUUCUGCCGCCGGGAGCUGAUUGGCAUCAUGGGCCCCUCGGGGGCUGGAAAGUCCACUUUCAUGAACAUCUUGGCAGGGUAUAGGGAGUCUGGAAUGAAGGGUCAGAUUCUGGUCAAUGGGAGGCCGCGGGAGCUGAGGACCUUCCGCAAGAUGUCCUGCUACAUCAUGCAGGAUGACAUGCUGCUGCCUCACCUCACAGUGCUGGAAGCCAUGAUGGUCUCUGCCAACUUGAAGCUGAGUGAGAAGCAAGAGGUGAAGAAGGAGUUAGUGACAGAGAUUCUCACAGCACUGGGCCUGAUGUCCUGCUCCCACAUAAGGACGGCCCUGCUCUCUGGCGGGCAGAGGAAGCGCCUGGCCAUCGCCCUGGAGCUGGUCAACAACCCACCUGUCAUGUUCUUUGAUGAACCUACCAGCGGUCUGGACAGCGCUUCUUGUUUCCAAGUGGUGUCCCUCAUGAAGUCUCUGGCCCACGGGGGCCGCACCAUCAUCUGCACCAUCCACCAACCCAGUGCCAAGCUCUUUGAGAUGUUUGAUAAGCUCUACAUCCUGAGCCAGGGCCAGUGCAUCUUCAAGGGCGUGGUCACCAACCUGAUCCCCUAUUUGAAGGGGCUGGGCUUGCAUUGUCCCACCUACCACAACCCAGCUGACUUCAUCAUUGAGGUGGCCUCUGGCGAGUAUGGAGACCUGAACCCCAUGCUGUUCAGGGCUGUGCAGAAUGGGCUGUGCGCUAUGGCCGAGAAGAAGAGCAGCCCUGAGAAGAAUGAGGUCUCUGCCCACUGCCCCACUUGCCCUCCGGAAGUGGAUCCCAUUGAAAGCCACACCUUUGCCACCAGCACCCUCACCCAGUUCUGCAUCCUCUUCCGGAGGACCUUCUUGUCCAUCCUCAGGGACACGGUCCUGACUCACUUGCGGUUCAUGUCCCACGUGUUGAUCGGCGUGCUCAUUGGUCUCCUCUACCUGCAUAUCGGCGACGAUGCCAGCAAGGUCUUCAACAAUACUGGGUGCCUCUUCUUCUCCAUGCUGUUCCUCAUGUUUGCAGCCCUCAUGCCAACUGUGCUCACCUUCCCCUUAGAGAUGGCAGUCUUCAUGAGGGAGCACCUGAACUACUGGUACAGCCUCAAAGCAUAUUACCUGGCCAAGACCAUGGCGGACGUGCCCUUUCAGGUGGUGUGCCCUGUCGUGUACUGCAGCAUCGUGUACUGGAUGACUGGCCAGCCAGCUGAGACCAGCCGAUUCCUGCUUUUCUCAGCCUUGGCCACAGCCACCGCCUUAGUAGCUCAGUCUUUGGGACUGUUGAUUGGAGCCGCCUCCAACUCCCUCCAGGUGGCCACCUUUGUGGGCCCAGUGACUGCCAUCCCUGUCCUCUUGUUCUCUGGCUUCUUCGUCAGCUUCAAGACCAUCCCCACCUACCUGCAGUGGAGCUCUUACCUCUCCUACGUCAGGUAUGGUUUUGAGGGUCUGAUCCUGACCAUCUAUGGUAUGGAGCGAGGAGACCUGACCUGCCUGGAGACACAUUGUCCGUUCCAGGAACCACAGAGCAUCCUGCGAGAGCUGGAUGUGGAGGAUGCCAAACUCUACAUGGACUUCCUGGUCUUGGGCAUCUUUUUCCUGGCCCUACGGCUGCUGGCAUAUCUUGUGCUCCGCUACCGGGUCAAGUCUGAGAGAUAGAGCCUUGCCCCUGCCCCUGCUGGGCACCUGGUCCCUACAGGAAGAAGUUCCCAGCCCCAGCCCUUUGGGACUGUUUUAACCUUGUAGACUUGGGCACUGGCUGCUGGUGCAGCCGCCCUCCCCUUCCUUGGCUGCUCCACAGGCUGGCUGCAGGCCAGCGCUCUCAGCCCUGGAGGAGGGCUCCAGCUCUCCCCAUCAAGUCCAGGAGUCUUCCGAAGUCGAUACGGUUUGUAGCUUCCUCUCUCCUCUCUCCCACACCUGCAUGCAAAGACCACUGGGAGGCUGCCACCUUCCUUCCUGCCUAUAGCACCUUCCUCUGUUGUCUGCGCAGGGGCCUCAGGCUCUCUGGGCCUCAACUUACAACUGAUCCAAGUGGUCCCUUCAGCGGGGGUCCCAACCAUAUCAAUGUGUGUAAACCAGGCUGCUAUAAGGUUGGAGCUCCAGGGCUGGGUCCUGGGGGUGGGGGGGUGAGGUCCCUAGGGAGUUCUGUCACGGACAUUGGAUGGAGCAGGGAGGGGGACUCUGGAAGUCUCUCCCUCUCACCUACCCCUGACCCUGGCUGAUUUGGAUAAUCUGCUGGGACAGAAGCUGGGUUUUCUGUCUGGGUCACUACUCUCAAUCCUGGGGAUUGGGGAGACCAGAAAAUGUCCCAUCCGUCUCCCUAUAUAUUCGGUCAGAAUAGGACUGGAUGACAUCUCUGCAAUAACGCCCCUGUCUCUUUCACACCUGCCAAUGGAACUGGAGAAUGCACUUUAUUUUUGAGGGGGGAGGUGAGCCAGGGAAGACCCAAGCAAGCCUCCCUUCUCACUGCUCCUGAUGCACAGUUCCACAGAUUCCUUCCCUCUCCAGACUCACAGGCGCGUGCAUGCAUACACACACACACACACACACACACACACACACACACACGCGCGCGCGCGCGCGCAGGCAAUCAGCACACACAUGCACCAGGCUCUAUGGCCCAGAGGAAGAGUGAAGGUGGCACAGAAGUGGUGGGGUAGUGGUAGUUGCUUUGGAGAGGGCAAUGCCAGUUGCCUCCUAGAGAUCCCAUUUUGGACACUAAGGAUGAGGCUGGUUCAUCCCAGAGUGACCCCAGGAUCUGCAGGUGUCUAUCCCCUCCAGUCUUCCCUCUCUCCCAAGCCAGGGGUGGCACUGGGCACUAGCCUUCUGGAGGUCAGGACCCAACAAGCACAAGCACAGGCAUCAGCUUUGCCACCGCCACCCUGUAACCCUUCCUUUUGUGCUCCAAGCUGGCGCUCUCGCUGUCCUGCCCCUUUCCCAGCUGCUGCUGCUCAUUCAAGCUCUCUGUCCAUGUCUCUGCACCCUUUUCUCAUCAGCAGCUGGCUCCUGGGCAUCAGAACAGCAGGCCCUGGGCACCAAGGUGGAAGACACACCUAGAGCAUAUCUGGUUUCCUGGUGGGUCCAGGCUCCUCCUCCUGGUCCCCCUCCCCAGGGCUCGUUCCCCUUCCCUGUGCUUUCCUCUCUGCACCCUCCACUCUACCACAGGUUCGUCUCAUUACACAGACCAGUUGUAUUUGUGGGAUUUCACCCAUUAUUAAUAAAACCUAUAUUUAUACAGUA
Messenger RNA from Jaculus jaculus (lesser Egyptian jerboa), 3629 nucleotides. It is a transcript of the gene Abcg4, whose product is annotated as ATP binding cassette subfamily G member 4. The transcript has 15 exons. The coding region runs from base 108 to 2048 and encodes 646 amino acids. The record is from RefSeq and is a predicted model, not a curated record. NCBI's taxonomy places the organism in Eukaryota, Metazoa, Chordata, Mammalia, Rodentia, Dipodidae. Gene Ontology annotation, cellular component: plasma membrane. Gene Ontology annotation, molecular function: ABC-type transporter activity; ATP binding; ATP hydrolysis activity.